UCUCUUAUGAACUUCCCGAAAAGACAAGAGCCUUCCUCUUUCUGCCGGUCUUGUCAAAGCCUGUCCUUCCCUUAAACUCUUGGCUUUAGAAAUAAGUGCCAGAGAUGCACAUUUAAACCUUCUUGUCAAAAUGUGGCACUGGAUUCGUCUGACAAAAGAAAGUGUUUCUGAGCAGGCCCUGGUCAUAUGUCCUCACCUCUUUGGAAAAACUGAGUUUUUGGAGUUACAACUUCUGGGAAAGACUGUCUUAUAAAAUUCUCAGCAUCUGGCCUUGGUUUUUCCCAAUUUGGAGGCGUAGCUUGAGAAACUUCAGAUCUCUUUUGGUAGUUAGUCUUGUAUUCUUCUGUAUUGUUUAGAAAUUAAAUAGUAUAAGCUAGGUCACUGUGAACCUUUAUGGAGCCAAUAACCAUCCACCCCAAAAACCUAAUUUACACAAUUUUGUGUUUUUGAUCAAUUAUGGAGCACAUCACUAACAUUUCUCAGUCUGAACUUCACUCCAACUGUUCUUUGUUUACAUUCCUGUCAUUAUAGAGCAGAGUGGGCCAGAUGGGCUGUUGCUAUAGAUGGCUCAGGAAGGCUAUUUAAGUGGCCUACGUUCCCUGCCACUUUGCCCUCUAUAUUGUUGCUUCAAUGAUCAAAUGUAGCAGCCAAUAAUGAAAGGACCAAGACAUUGACAUCUCCGGCCCAUCCUCUGUUCAGAUAUCAGCCAGCAAGGCAACACCUUAAAUCAAGAAACACCUUCCUAAGAUCUACAGAGAUAUUCACAGGAACACAACACCCCAGCAAGCAAGAGUCCAAAAGUGGAAGGUUAAAGUCGGGAACCUCAAUCAGUGGCUGAUACCAUAUGAAAAACUCCCUCCUAGGCACACAGAAGACCGAGUGACUUGGAAGGCGCUGAACAGACGGUGCUCUGGCAUCACGAGAUGCAGAGCCAACCUUAAGAAAUGGGGCCACAAAGUCCACGACAUAGUUAUCUGAAUGUUUUAUGGUGAAUGGGGCUGAUUAUCGGGGUUCGCAGAACAGGACCUCCUUGGGGAGCACUGGACGCGCCUGCCUGUACUGGAACCAGACUCGGGAGCAUGCCUACAACACAGCCAAAUACUCCAAUGGCGAGUGGGGCCUGGGCAGCCACAACUAUUGCCGGAAUCCGGAUGGCGAUGUCCAGCCUUGGUGCUACAUCUCAGAGAACGAGGAAGGGAUCUACUGGAAGUACUGCGACAUCCCAACCUGCCACAUGCCUGGCUAUGUCGGUUGCUUCCUGGACUCCGGGACUCCGCCGGCACUGAGCGGAAGCAGCGGCACCUCCACCAAGCUCACGGUGCAAGUUUGCCUCAGCUUCUGCCGCAAGCGGGGUUACAAGUUUGCUGGUGUAGAAGCUGGCUAUGCCUGUUUCUGUGGCCACGAAAGCGAUGUCCGCCAUAGUCAGCCGGUGAGCGCCGUGGAGUGUGACCAAGUCUGCUUUGGCAAAUCCAGCGAACUGUGUGGAGGGGAUGGCCGGAUAGGCAUAUACAAUGUCUCCAUGGGCGCUUGUCAAGGAAACUUCAGUGACCCCUCUGGAGUGAUCUACUCUCCACAGUUCCCAGAUGACUAUGAGGCCGACAGCAACUGCACCUGGGCCUUGAGUCCCGUGGGCUGCGAUUCCGUGGAACUCACUUUCCGCAUCUUUGACAUUCACGACCCCAACGACCGCCUAGAGCUGCGGGAUGGACACAGCAACGUCUUGUUGGCCCAGUUUGAUGGGCACUGGAGGCCGGGGGCUCCCCUGCUCUUUCCCACCGACUACCUGCUCCUCUCCUUCCAGUCGGACCAGCUUAUGCAAGCUCAGGGCUUUGCCAUCUUGUACAGAGGGUUGAAAGGUUCUUCAGUGAACUUACGAACCCUUCCUGGUGAUGGAUCCCGUCUCGUCCCAACCUCCUCAGAUUGGCUGAACUCCACCUGGACCUACAGUGCCAGUGACCCUGCCAUUGGAGUCGGAGCUUGGGUGAUGUACACAGCCACAGGAACCUUCAUCUUGGCCAUUAUCCUCAUCACAUACCACCUUCGCAAGAGGACUUGCCUUUUUGUGCAGAAGAAGACGGGCAAUUCUCUGGUCCCCUUCUCCAAAGGCCCACGGAGCCGCUGCCAGUGCCUUGGCGGUGAGGCGUGGGCUGUGGCCUACCGACAUACCCGGGUGGUCAUCUGCACCACGCGUGGUGCCCCGCACCAUCGCCCUUUGCACAACAGCGGUGGUGGUGCCGGGGACGACGAAGCCUCCUCAGACUGCUCUUGCUUGUGCCACAGUUACGAGAACCUUUCUUCCACCAACCAAUCCUCGCUGAAAUCUCUCAUUUCCACCAUAUGAGGCGAGACACACCAGUUCUCAACUCCCAUCGUCAACGUUGUGAAUGCCAGCUCGCUCUCCACUUGCCAACCUCCUAGACUGGAACUUCAUCAGUUCUCAAGGGGGACCAAGACUGGGACCUUAAUAACUGCAUCCAUUCAUGAGGAAUUGCAGGGGAAGUUGGUAUAAUAGAGAUCAGGGCCCAUCACGGCACUGAUAACAACAUUCCGGAGAAAUGGAAGGUCAUUUGACAACAGUCAUACAUAGCAAUAAUCCCUUACAGACUUUAUUGGCUGCUAUGGACAAUAAAGGGGCUGGAGACUAUGGAAGUGAUGGGAGAUCACAUUGCUACAUCCUUUGGAAGGAGACAGCUCAGCUGAAAGAAGGAAGCUCCAUCAAUGAGCUGGCAUUUUGUAAAGAUUUCCUGUGCAACAAAGCCCUAACAUUGCUGGAGAGAUGCUCCAUGGAACCAUAGGAAAAUGUAAUAUUGUGUGACAGAAGAGGCACAUACUCAGUAAUGCAUGGCGUCAAUACCUCACAAAAUAAGAUUUUGUGAGAUACAAAGGUCUGGCAAUGGUGGGAUUCCCAGUUAUGGAUAAUUGGUGGACGAAAGAGAGGGAAUCCACAUGGAUGUGGCUAAUCUACAGAUAUUAAACGGUGGGCAGGGAGUGGUACAUGUAUGCUGGACCCAUCACUAGAACUUCUUUAAGAACAUUUGGGGACAAAGAGAACCUGAAGACCAUGGGACAUUGGAAGCAUUGAUGACUUGGUUCUUGGGGGCUCUAUAAACACAAGGAGGAGGGAUAGUGAAAGCCAGCCUCUUGUCUCCUGAGCCCAACAGGAAAAAAAUCAUUUUGGAACACAAAACCUUCAUUAAAUUAUUUUCAUAUCAGUGAA
Messenger RNA from Anolis carolinensis (green anole), 3217 nucleotides. RefSeq names its product kringle containing transmembrane protein 2 (gene kremen2). Gene Ontology annotation, cellular component: plasma membrane. Lineage: Eukaryota; Metazoa; Chordata; Lepidosauria; Squamata; Anolidae. The transcript has 8 exons. The record is from RefSeq and is a predicted model, not a curated record. Gene Ontology annotation, biological process: multicellular organism development. Bases 986 to 2341 code for a protein of 451 amino acids.